GACGGGCCUGCGAUCGGAACGCCGAACGAGUCGAGUGGACAUCGGUGAUGGACAAGAGGCGAGACGAGACGGCAAAACGCAGCAUGGAUGGUCGUGGAGGAGAAUAAGAGGGACCCCGCAUUUCCCCAUCGUGACAUUUCCUUUACCCACCACUUGCCACCCAGCACCGCGCAUCCGCAACCACCAGCUUAGCGCUCACGACUUUCACCCAGCAACGCACGUCUCAUCCGCUCCCACUAAUCACACCGCCCUUCUCUACCAUGUCCAAGCAGCUCGACGGCGCCGAGGUCGCCAAGCACAACGGCAAGGACUCGCUGUGGGUCAUUAUCCACGGCAAGGCUUGGGAUCUGACCGAAUUUGCGCCGGAGCACCCGGGUGGCGCUGGUAUCCUGUACAAGUACGGCGGCAAGGACGCCACUGAGGCCUACGAGCCGAUCCACCCUCCCAACACCCUCGAGACGAACCUUUCGCCGGACAAGAUGGUUGGCGAGGUCAGGCAGGACACGAUUCAGGUCGUCGAGGAGACAAAGAAGGACAAGCCCAAGCUCCAGCCCGGACAGCUUCCUCCCCUCGACCAAUGCCUCAACCUCUACGACUUUGAAGUCGUUGCUCGCCAAGUUCUCAAGCCUACCGCUUGGGCAUACUACUCUUCGGGUGCAGAUGACGAGGUGACGAUGCGCGAGAAUUCCAACGCAUACGGCCGAGUCUGGUUCCGUCCGAGGAUCCUUCGCGAUGUCUCUUCGGUCAACUUUGCCACUAGCAUGCUCGGUCAGAAGACGUCGAUGCCCAUCUACAUCACCGCGACUGCGCUUGGUCGUCUUGGACACCCGGAUGGAGAGAAGAACCUGACCGUAGCGGCCGGCAAGUCUGGUCUCAUUCAGAUGAUCCCGACGCUUGCUUCAUGCUCAUUCGAUGAAAUCGUCGACGCCAAGGUGCACGACCAGCAGGUUCAAUUCUUCCAGCUUUACGUCAACUCUAACCGUGCAAUCACUGAGAAGAUUGUUCGACAUGCCGAGAACCGUGGAGUCAAGGGCCUCUUCGUUACGGUUGAUGCUCCGCAAUUGGGCCGCCGCGAGAAGGACAUGCGCAUGAAGUUCGACGACACUGGCUCUCAAGUCCAGAACUCAAACAAGGACAACGUUGACCGCUCGCAGGGUGCCGCUCGCGCCAUUUCUUCCUUCAUCGACCCCUCGCUCAACUGGGAGGACCUCCAGUGGCUGCGUUCCAUCACCAAGAUGCCCAUUGUCCUCAAAGGUGUCCAGACUUGGGAGGACGCAGUCUUGGCUGCCGAGGCCGGACUCAACGGUGUGGUGCUCUCGAACCACGGUGGCAGGCAACUCGACUACGCGCCGUCCGGCAUCGAGAUUCUCGCCGAGGUUGUGGCCGCGCUCAAGCAGCGCAACCUGUGGCGCUCCACUUUCGAGGUCUUCAUCGACGGAGGUGUCCGUCGCGCCACGGACGUGCUCAAGGCUGUUGCUCUGGGCGCCAAGGGAGUGGGUAUCGGCCGUCCCUUCCUCUACGCCUACUCGGCAUACGGGGCUGAGGGCACGCUCGCAGCGAUCAACAUCCUCAAGGCUGAGAUGGAGAUGGCUAUGCGUCUCCUCGGUGCGAGGACGAUUGCUGAGAUCACGCCAGACAUGGUUGACACGCGCGCCCUUGGCUUCCACUCGAGCUCGGUGCCCGCUUCGCAUGGUAGGAGCCUCUAUGAGAGGCUGGACACGGCUGUCGGCGGCGCAGAUGAAGGGAACAUCCCCGGUGGGCUGCAGAAUGCUGGUCAGGACCCGGCGAACUCGAAGCUGUAGGCGUGUAUGCGUGCCCCGUGAUGGAUAUGUAUGAUAGCGAUCAAGGACUCUAAUGCGAUGCGAUGACCAUGAGCCAAACCUUACGAAGAGUAUAGUUUGCAUUGCAAUUGAGCGAGC
Molecule: messenger RNA, 1919 nt
Organism: Jaminaea rosea
Lineage: Eukaryota; Fungi; Basidiomycota; Exobasidiomycetes; Microstromatales
Product: putative CYB2-L-lactate dehydrogenase
Exons: 2
Coding region: 261-1802 (513 amino acids)
Biological process (GO): lactate metabolic process
Molecular function (GO): L-lactate dehydrogenase (cytochrome) activity
Source: RefSeq, a predicted model, not a curated record